AUGCGAAAGUUGGAAUGGGACGACAUGGGAGUGAAGGUUGAUGGUCGGCAGCUGCACCAUUUGCGCUUUGGUGAUGACGUCGUACUGAUAACACCUAGCAUCAGCCAAGCGGAACGAAUGCUGACCGAAUUCGACGAAACAUGUGCAUGCAUCGGUCUUCAGCUGAACCUCCAAAAGACGAUGUUCAUUGGACAUUGGAGGCAACGGAUGGGCAACGGAUGGGUCUCGGAUGCCCCACUCAGGCUCAACGGAACGAACAUGUCCGAAUGCACCAGCUACGUUUGUCUGGGUCGGGAACUGAAAAUGAUGAACGACCUGACCCCCGAGCUGGGCAGAAGGAGACGAGCGGCUUGGGGAGCGUAUAAGAGCAACGAGGAUGUAGUGAAGAAGACCAGGAACAUCCGGCUCCAUUCUCGCCUCUUCAACACCGUACUUCCUGCUUUGACCUAUGUUUCGGAAACCUGGGCGUUUCGCAAGCAGGAAGAAAAUGCGGCAAACCAUACCCAAGGAAGUACCCCUUACGACUCGUCAAGAAAACCACCUUGGACACAGAACUUGGAAAGCAGCUGCUUACACCGCAGUCUUUCUGAGGGGGUGCUACGACAACCGCGGUCCGAAGAGGAAUCGAGUCCGCAAGCGUCAUGUGUGUCGGCCGAUGGAAAUUGGUUAAGUCAUUUGAAAGUUGCAUCAAACCUACGCCCAUUUCCCCCAUAUUUGUCUGCAUCUCUAGUGGCGUUCCCCUACCUCCGAAUUGUGUCAAUGUAA
Necator americanus (New World hookworm) is the source of this 765-nucleotide messenger RNA. RefSeq lists its product as uncharacterized. NCBI's taxonomy places the organism in Eukaryota, Metazoa, Nematoda, Chromadorea, Rhabditida, Ancylostomatidae. The record is from RefSeq and is a predicted model, not a curated record. The transcript is spliced from 2 exons. Bases 1 to 765 code for a protein of 254 amino acids.